This is a messenger RNA of Branchiostoma floridae (Florida lancelet), 1819 nucleotides long. RefSeq lists its product as uncharacterized. Gene Ontology annotation, molecular function: ectoine synthase activity. NCBI's taxonomy places the organism in Eukaryota, Metazoa, Chordata, Leptocardii, Amphioxiformes, Branchiostomatidae. The transcript is spliced from 3 exons. The record is from RefSeq and is a predicted model, not a curated record. Bases 111 to 872 code for a protein of 253 amino acids. Gene Ontology annotation, biological process: ectoine biosynthetic process.
UGUUUGUUGACCUUUGCACCACGCGUGGUCUGACCAAGGACGUUAUUGUCUGACCACAUCUCUUGGAUUCGUUCAUUCAACAUUUGGACGACUGUACUGUAAGGUGAAUCAUGAUCGUUCGCCAUUCCGUCGACCUUGUAGAGGGUCCUCUACCGAACCCAAAUCUCCGGGGCAAGCAGCUGGUCGCCCCGGAGGAUGGCAUGAACCACACCGCCUACGAUGUCUUUCUCCAGCCGGGCGAAAGCGUAUGUUUGACAUCGCCCCCCUCCCCCCUCCUGAACCAUGUGUACUACUGUGUAUCGGGACGUGCAACAGGCACAGCAUCCAACGGCCAAGUUUACGAGUUCGCCGCUGAUGUUGUAGUGGCGUUUUCAUCCAGCAUCAGUUGUACGGUUAAGGUCACAUCUGAUGAAAAGCUCCGCCUCUUUUGCAUCUAUUGUGAUGACGUCGAGCCGACUGUUGAUCGGGCCGUGGCUCGGGCGCUUUCGGAGAUUGUCGGUACCGAUCGUGACAUCGACUGGGGCCGAGGCCACAGCCGAAGGUUCCUGAAGAAGUCGGACGGGUUCCCGAUCAGCGUUCACAACACCUAUGGAGAGGCUGGGGCAAGCAAUGCUCUGUGCUACAAACAUCACGUUGAAUCUGCCUACUACGUGAAAGGCAGAGCCACCUACACGUGGGAAGAGGGUGCCCAGAAGGCGGAGACCCGUAUAGACGCUACCAACGGAACCGUCUACAGUAUGAACGAGCACGACGCACACCACAUGGUCGUGCACGAGGACAUCCAGGCCCUGUGUGUGUUCCACCCGGUCCUGGUUGGCAACGAGAACCACGAUUUCAGCGGAGGGUACUCUGGGUUCAAGCCUUCCGAGUGAUAUUUCCGUUAGAUAAAAAGUUGUUUUGUUUGAUAACACUAGGGGUGGCGGUUUCGCUUGAAACUUUUCAUAGAAGAUUUAUUUGCAAGUUCAUGUCCGGGAGAUACUAGUAAUUGCAAGUACAUGGUGGAAACAUAAGAGGCAUACAAUUGACAAUAUACAGGGAUAAACAUAAUUGUAGAAUGAGAGGCUAAUCGAUUCCUAUUGUUGACUAAUAUUACUAUUAGUUGGAUUUGACUUCUUUUUUUGGAAACAGAGGAAGAUGAAAAGACCGACUUGUUCUAUAAUUUGUGGGUUCUGCGAUUUUAAGAGGAAAGUGGCUUCCUGUUCAUCUGUGAAUGUGGGGAAGUAUUAUGUGUUGUCUGUUUAUUGUCAGGCACUAUGGCCAAUAAGAACGAACAAUUGACAGUGUAUUUAAAAAAACGAUAAUCUAGUAUACUUAAAAUCAAAAUACAGGAUUCACACUGUAUCUCGUGUACGUGGUCUGUGUACGACGUGACAGUAGUUAUUCCAGACCUUACUUGUGGAAACAACAUCAGAGUAUAAUGGCACUCUAACAAUAUCGUUCUCAGACGCCAAGAGGGGAGUCGCAAAUGAAUGCGCCAGCUUACGCCUCCUGGUGUCAAAAGUGUCCACGCGCAUCAGUGCAAAGAGCCAGCUGUUGCUGCUUCAUCUUAGUUGUGACAUAACAAUCUUAAGUUCCUUCUUUCAUAUACAAGAUGACAUAGAAGCGACUUGUAUGACAAACGUAGGAGCGAACUGCCAUCCGGAUGGAUACCCAAGCUAUAUCACUUCAUUGUUGCGAGGUAAAACAGAGUUGCUCAUUGUCAAUACUACGUACUUCGUCAAGAGGUGACCUUUCUUCCUAUAGGUACAAAUUGUGCGUUCCGAACUCCCCAAGCCUGAUCCACUGGACUUGACACGACAAAUAAAAUUACAGCGACUUU